AUGGAGUCAGGCAUCUCACAGGCUUUCCAGGAAGAGCUCACUUGCUCCAUCUGCUUGGGCUGCCUUUCAGACCCAAUCACCAUAAGCUGUGGACACAGCUUCUGUCGGGCCUGCCUCUGCCUUUCCUGGGAAGACCUGCAAGUUCCUGUCCACUGUCCCACAUGUAGGCAUCCAUCCCAACAGAAGGACUUCAGAACCAACGUUGUUCUGAAGAAGCUGGUGCACAUUGCCAGACAAAACAUUCUCAUGAAGUACCUGAACUCUGAGGAGAACAAGUGUGUGACCCACAAGGAGAUAAAGAGGAUCUUCUGUGAGGAGAACAGGGUCCUUCUCUGUCAACUGUGCUCUGACUCUCAGGAGCACAAGGGUCACAGACACUGUCCCAUUGAAGCAGCUGCUGAGGGGCAAAUGGACUAUGUGACUCUUCGGAAAGAAAUGAUCAGGAAAGAAUAUAGGAAACUACAUCCAAUCCAUUAUGAAGAAGAAAAGCAGCAUAUAGAGUAUAUGGAAAAUGAAGGCCAGACUAUGUUAGAGAAACUGAGGAAAAGUGAAGCCUUGAUGGUCCAAAAGAGGAGUCAACUAAUAGAAAUGUAUCGGGAGCUGAUGACAAUGUCCCAGCAGCCAUAUGUGGUGCUGCUCCAGGAUUUGGAAGACAUGUUCAGAAGGAGUGAGUCAGUGCAGCUCUGCAUGCCCCAGCCUAUGAAACCAGAGCUCAGUGCCCUGCCCAUCACUGGACUGAUUGAGAGGUCCAAGUACUUCCAAGUGUACAUUUCAUUUGGAAAAGCAAUCUUACCCCCUGACAGGAUGACCCUAUUUGAUGCUGUGAGAAGAUUCAACUGUAGGCCUCACCAAGAGGAGACAUCUGUGAAAUCAUCUCAACACUAUUUUGCUGCCAGGGGAUCACAAAGCUUCACCACUGGGAAAUAUUACUGGGAGCUGAAUUUAACAAAGUCUUUUGAAUGGGCCCUAGGAGUCUUUCAGGAUGACCUUCAACAGAAUGAACUUGAGGGUGUAUUUCUCCUUUUGUGUGCAAAGCAGGGUAACCAGUACAGUCUCCUUACCACCUGCCCAGAAUCUCAACACUUUAUAGAGAAGCCAGUGGGCCGGGUUGGUGUGCUCCUUGAUUGUGACGGUGGAUAUGUCAAUUUCCUGGAUGUUGCCAAGAGUUCUCUCAUAUACAGUUACCCUCCUGGCACCUUCAAUUACCCUGUCAGGACUUUCUUCACCUUUGGCUGCACAUGUUCAUAG
This is a messenger RNA of Meriones unguiculatus (Mongolian gerbil), 1248 nucleotides long. Its product is annotated as tripartite motif-containing protein 43B-like. Gene Ontology annotation, molecular function: zinc ion binding; protein binding. Bases 1 to 1248 code for a protein of 415 amino acids. The transcript has 5 exons. The record is from RefSeq and is a predicted model, not a curated record. Lineage: Eukaryota; Metazoa; Chordata; Mammalia; Rodentia; Muridae.